GGGCCCCCCGGCGCAGCGCCGCCCGCUUCCAGGUCCUCGCUGGCCUCCCUCCCUCGGGGGCCGCCGCCAUGGCGGCCAGCGCGAAAUGGAGGCGGGAGGAGAAGCACCUCAAAAUGCUGCGGGACAUGACGGGCCUCCCGCACAACCGCAAGUGCUUCGACUGCGACCAGCAGGGCCCCACCUACGUGAACAUGACGGCCGGCUCCUUCGUGUGCACCUCCUGCUUGGGCAGCCUGCGAGGGUUAAAUCCACCGCAUAGGGUGAAAUCUAUCUCCAUGACAACAUUUACACAACAGGAAAUUGAAUUUCUACAAAAACAUGGAAAUGAAGUCUGUAAACAGAUUUGGCUAGGAUUAUUUGAUGAUAGAUCUUCAGCAAUUCCAGACUUCAGGAAUCCACAAAAAGUGAAAGAGUUUCUACAAGAAAAAUAUGAAAAGAAAAGAUGGUAUGUCCCGCCAGAACAAGCCAAAGUGGUGGCAUCUGUUCAUGCGUCUAUUUCCGGCUCCUCUGCUAGCAGCACCAGCAGCACACCGGAGGUCAAACCGCUCAAGUCGCUCCUCGGAGACUCUGCACCAGCACUGCACUGAAAUAAGGGCACACCUGGUCAGUCUCCAGUUGUAGGCCGCUCUCAAGGAUAGCAACAAGAAAAGAAGCAGUUUGACCUUUUGAGUGACCUUGGAUCAGACAUCUUUGCUGCCCCAGCCCCUCAGUCAGCAGCUACCGCCAAUUUUGCUAACUUUGCACAUUUCAAUAGUCAUGCAGCUCAGAAUUCUGCAAAUGCAGAUUUUGCAAACUUUGAUGCUUUUGGACAGUCUAGUGGUUCGAGUAAUUUUGGAGGUUUCCCCACAGCAAGUCAUUCUGCUUUUCAGCCCCAAACUACAGGUGGAAGUGCUGGAUCAGUAAAUGCUAAUUUUGCUCAUUUUGAUAACUUCCCCAAAUCCUCCAGUGCUGAUUUUGGAACCUUCAACACCUCGCAGAAUCACCAGACAGCUUCAGCUGUUAGUAAAGUUUCAGCACACAAAGCUGGUUUGCCCACAACAGACGAAUAUGCGGCCCUUACUAAUUUAGACAACAUCUUCAGUGCUGGUCAAGGUGGUGACCAGGGGAGUGGUUUUGGGAGCACAAGUCAGGCUCUGGUUGGAGCUGUGGUCUCAGUGCCCAGUCAGCCUAGUGCGUCUUCAGACAAGUAUGCAGCCCUGGCAGAGCUCGACAGUGUUUUCAGCUCUGCGGCCACCUCCAGUAAUGCAUACACUUCCACAAGUAAUGCUAGCAGCAAUGUGUUUGGAACAGUGCCAGUGGGUGCUUCUGCACAGACACAGCCAGCUUCUUCCAGUGUGCCUGCUCCAUUUGGAGCUACGCCUUCCACAAAUCCAUUUGUUGCUGCUGCUGGUCCCUCUGUGGCAUCUUCUACAAAUCCAUUUCAGACCAAUGCCAGAGGAGCAACAGCCGUGACCUUUGGCACUGCAUCCAUGAGCAUGCCUGCGGGCUUUAGCACACCUGCUCCCUACAGUCUCCCCACCAGCUUUAGUGGCAGUUUCCAGCAGCCAGCCUUCCCAGCCCAAGCAACUUUCCCUCAACAGACAGCUUUUUCUCAGCAGCCUAAUGGUUCAGGUUUUGCAGCUUUUGGACAGACAAAGCCAGUGGUAACUCCUUUUGGUCAAGUUGCAGCUGCUGCAGUAUCUAGUAAUCCAUUUAUGACUGAUGCGCCAACAGGACAAUUUCCGACAGGAAGCUCAUCAACCAAUCCUUUCUUAUAGCCUUAUAUAGACACUUUACUGGAACGGACUUCUGUGUGGUCACAUUUCAUCUCUCCGCCUCUUG
Messenger RNA from Ochotona princeps (American pika), 1821 nucleotides. RefSeq names its product arf-GAP domain and FG repeat-containing protein 1-like. Gene Ontology annotation, molecular function: GTPase activator activity. Gene Ontology annotation, cellular component: cytoplasmic vesicle. The record is from RefSeq and is a predicted model, not a curated record. Lineage: Eukaryota; Metazoa; Chordata; Mammalia; Lagomorpha; Ochotonidae. The transcript has a single exon.